GAAGGGCCCGGCUUCCUUCCGGCUCGGUUGUCUCCAGCUUGACUCCUGAGCUCAGUGUGAGCCUCAUCCAGCCUCGGAGCUCCGCUCAGAGAAAACAGCCUCACUUCCUCUCUCUUCUCUCUCAGCGGCUGUUUCUUUAAAAACGGUUCAACUCCAGCUGGAGCGGCUUUUUCUCUUUCCGUCUCUGCGGAACAAACGGACUUUUACCGGCCGGAGAGUCCAGAGGAGGUCCGGAGGAUGAACCCGCCGUGCGCCCGCUGCGGGAAGAUCGUCUAUCCCACGGAGAAAGUCAGCUGCCUGGACAAGAACUGGCAUAAAGGAUGUUUCCACUGUGAAGUCUGCAAGAUGACCCUGAACAUGAAGAACUACAAAGGCUACGAUAAGAAGCCGUACUGCAACGCACAUUACCCCAAGACGUCGUUCACCAUCGUGACCGACACGCCAGAGAAUCUGCGGCUGCGGCAGCAGAGCGAGCUGCAGAGCCAGGUGAGCAGAUCCCGCUCCGACCUGCAGGGGGUUACAUUCCUGCCGAGUUUCAUCCUGGAUCAGAACCUGUGGAUGGAAGGCGUUUUGCUCCAGGCUGCCGUUCCCCCCGCCUCCUCAGGGGGGCGCUGCGCCCGGCGGCCGUAUGCCGUCAUCAGCCAGCAGGCUGACACACGGGGACAGAUGUCCACUCAGCAGGACACGCUGUGA
Molecule: messenger RNA, 693 nt
Organism: Poecilia reticulata (guppy)
Lineage: Eukaryota; Metazoa; Chordata; Actinopteri; Cyprinodontiformes; Poeciliidae
Source: RefSeq, a predicted model, not a curated record